Molecule: messenger RNA, 742 nt
Organism: Daphnia pulex (common water flea)
Lineage: Eukaryota; Metazoa; Arthropoda; Branchiopoda; Diplostraca; Daphniidae
Exons: 3
Coding region: 120-725 (201 amino acids)
Source: RefSeq, a predicted model, not a curated record
GGAGAAAUAACCUUAAUGUGGAAGCAAAUGCUAGCAAUGCAUCAGUAAGGAAACGACCAAAAGUAGACAAACCACCUACUACGUCAAAGAGAAAAAAAGUUGACAGUACAGCACCCUCCAUGGAAGUUACCUCUACUAUUCAAGAAACAAUCGACAUUCACCAGGCUGCUGAAGAAGGAAUUGUUGAUCCACUUCCUGAUUCAAGCAAAGAAAAUCUUGCUGUUGUCAUUGAAGAUACGACAGUUGCAUCGCCUUCUAUGGAAGCUACCUCUACUAUUCAAGAAUCAAUGGACAUUCCCCAGGCUGCUGAAGAAGCUAUUUUUGAUCCACUUCCUGAUGUAAUGAACAAAAACGUUGCUGUUGUCAUUGAAGAUUCGACAGUUACAUCACCUUCUAUGGAAGCAAGCUCUACUAAUUUCAAGUCUAAUUUUGUGACAUUUCAGUCACUAGUAACUUUAUCAAUGAUACCAAAGAAUUGGAUAUGGUCUUUUGAUCAAAUCAAACAAAUGAUUUAUUGCAUUUCGAUGGAUCAACUACCAAAUGGAAAUUAUAAUGUGAAAAGUGUACAUUUUCAAAACAAACAAGAAGUAAUGUAUUAUGUCAACGGAAAGAACAUUCCAUCAAGCACUACUGCUUUGUCAAACCAUUUCACAACAGUUGAAAAUAUAACGCAAUUGAUAAAGGAUUUCAACGAUCGAAAAAUUUGUUCAUGCAUUCCUCAUUAAAGGUUCAUAAAUAUUAA